Molecule: messenger RNA, 2171 nt
Organism: Panicum virgatum (switchgrass)
Lineage: Eukaryota; Viridiplantae; Streptophyta; Magnoliopsida; Poales; Poaceae
Exons: 6
Coding region: 591-1970 (459 amino acids)
Molecular function (GO): protein binding
Source: RefSeq, a predicted model, not a curated record
UCCCGUGUCCGUGUGAUCCAAAGACCCGAAUCGUCCCGUCACGUAAUUCCCAUAGCUGGAACUGGAAGCUCUUUCUCCCCAAAAGAAAAAAAAAGUAGAGGAGCCCCGCUCUUCCCUCCCUUCCCCUCACCGCCUGCGGCGGCGCCUGUUCGAUUUCUUCCCCUCGCGCCCUCUUCAGCUGUUCCGGGUUCCAAUCGAAACCGAGAGCGCGCGGGACGCGCGGAAUAGGGAGAUCCAGUGGCCGAGCCACAGAGGGCAAGUUAGAUUAGUUGACCGAGGUUACCGGCCGCCUUUGUGUUCUCGUGUCAUGGGGAUGAUGUUGCUAAAUCGCCUCAUGUUCAAGCAGGAGCGGAGGCGUCGCCGGCGAAUCCGAGCCCACAAUCAAAAGUCUACUAAAGUGCCCAAGGAAAAGGAUUCACUCUGCCAAGAAGAUGAUCAUUAUGAGGAUGGUAAAACAUCAAGAUAUUCAGGGCCGAAUCUUCCUGAGAAAUAGGAGCAAUCAUGGCUGUAUGGUUGGAGAAAGAGAAAGAUGAUCACUUGUGAACUUGAGGAUACAUGCAUAAGAUGUCUGGUGCCAUAUACAUUCCCUAAUGCCACUGCGAGAUGCUGCCCAAUCUGCUUGUGUAUCUCAUGCGUUUUUACGUUCUUGGAGGUGUCACCCCAAUCUAAAUUUAACCGAGACAACAAUCUGCUUGAACAAAAGUGCAUGCAGAAAAAAGGGUGGUAUAGCAAGGUUUUUCACCAUGAGAGUUGACAACAUUCUGAAAAAUCACUCAGGCAUCGGUGUGAAAACACUCAAUCUUGUAAUCCCUGAUUCUUGCAAGGUUGAUACACACUGUCUUAAUCGUUGGCUUCAGAUUGCUAUUGCACCUGGGAUUGAAGAAGUCCUAAUUUCUUUUCCUCAAAAUUACAAGACAAAGUACAGUUUCCCAUGCGCACUUUUAUUUGGUGGGUGUGGAAACUCAAUUCGACAUCUCUGUCUCAUUGACUGUGCCUUCCGUCCCCCGGUUGGAUUUGAUUGCUUGAGAAGCCUGACAAAGCUGCAUCUAUAUGAAGUUUGUAUCACGGGGGAUGAGUUAGGGAAUCUUUUCUCCAAUUGUUUCACUCUGGAGCAGGUGCAACUCAGGUCUUGCGGUGAGCUAAUCUCCCUGAAGAUGCCAUUCUGGCUGGAGCAGCUCAGCUUCCUUCGUGUGUCUGAAUGCAACAUGCUCCAAGUGAUUGAGAUCAAUGCUCCAAACCUCCACACUCUGAAAUUCUUCGGUGACCCAGUACACCUCACACUUGGAGAAUCAGCGAAAGUGAAGAACCUAACAUUUAAGCAUUCAAAUAAUAGCUCUAUCAGUUAUGCUAUUACCAAGCUUCCUUCCACUGUGCCAACUCUUGAAACUCUUGGAGUAACUUCGUUUAGCGAGAUUAAUACACCUGUGGUAACCGACAAGUUUCUUAAUCUGAAGUGUUUAAGGAUUUAUCUUUCUGGUGAUGAGGUUUCCCCCCCAGCCUAUGACUAUUUGUCUUUGGUUUCGUUUCUGGAUGCUUCACCUGCCUUGGAGACUUUCAUCUUGAGUGUACAUCACAAGGAUGUGAAGCAUGGUUCUGUUUUUGGGAAUGCCUCGCAUAUGAGGCAGAUUCUUGGGCACAAGCAUGACAGGCUCAGGAAGGUGCAGAUUAAUGGCUUCUGGGCAGCAAAGAGCAUGGUUGAGCUAACUUGUCAUAUUCUUGAGAAUGCAACAUCCCUUGAAAGUCUUACAGUGGACACCAUAUUUGAUGGGUUCAUGGGUGGUGAUGUCCGUAGGUGCUCUAUCCAAAGGGGAAGUAAAUGUAGGCCCAUUCCCAGGGAUAUGAUAUUGGAAGCACAUAAAGCGCUCACGGCUGUCAAUAGGUACAUCCUAGGAAGGGUACCUCCUGCAGUUAAGUUAAAUGUUUGGGAGCCUUGCAGUCAGUGCCAUGCUAUAGAUGUUCAGUCACCUUAAUUUUCCAAUAUUUGACCAUUCUACAGUGCUGCGUACUGUUCCCAUGACUGUUCAGUUUUAGUCUGAUCUGAAUGCAUUUUUUUUUUUAGCUUCAUGUGUGUGAGGGACUGAGGGUCGAGUCAAUAAACAACUAUUUGGAUGGUGUGGUUUGCACUUUGUUUCUUAUGUUAUCAUACUAUUUCGACGUUGUGGUUUGAUUUC